GGGCGGGACCGGGACCGGGACCGGGACCGGAUUCACCUGCGGCUCCGCGACGGCAGCGCCCGAUCCCACCGGCAGCGGCACCGGCCAUGGGGCGGCGGGGGGGCUGCCCCGGCCCGCUCUGCCUCCUCCUCCUCCUCCUGCUCCAGGCUGGCGACCGACUGUGUGAGCGGGCAGCGUCCUGCCAGCCCGGCUUCACCGCGGAGACCUUCGGCCUCGCCGUGCCGCGGGACAGCGUGGCGGCGGGACAGGCGCUGGGGCGAGUGAGCUUUGCGGACUGCGGCGAGCAGCGGCGUGCCGCGUACCUCUCGGACGACACGCGCUUCAAGGUGAGCCGGGAUGGGGUCGUCUCCGCCACCCGGCCCCUGCGGCUCCGCCAGCGGGAGAUCAGCUUCUCCGUCUACACCUGGGACACCGUGGGCAAGAAGCAUUCGGCCAGGGUGACCCUGCACGGGCGGCGGCACCACCGCCACCGCCACCAGCAGCAGCAGGACGCGGCGCCUGACGUGCUGACCUUCCCCGAGCCCGGCCGUGGCCUUCGGAGGCAGAAGAGGGACUGGGUCAUCCCUCCCAUCAACUGCCCCGAGAACGAGCGGGGACCCUUCCCCAAGAAGCUGGUGCAGAUCAAAUCCAACAAGGACAAGGAGACCAAGGUUUUCUACAGCAUCACGGGGCAGGGGGCCGACAGCCCCCCCGUGGGCGUCUUCACCAUCGAGCGGGAGACGGGGUGGCUGGAGGUGACGAAGCCGCUGGACCGGGAGGAGAUCGAUAGAUAUUUUCUCUUCUCCCACGCCGUGUCGGCCAGCGGGCAGCCGGUGGAGGACCCCAUGGAGAUCAUCAUCACCGUGACCGACCAGAACGACAACCGGCCCGUCUUCACCAAGCAAGUCUUCAUUGGCUACAUCGAGGAGAACGCUAAGCCAGGCACGUCUGUGAUGACCGUGAACGCCACGGAUUUAGACGACGGGAUCAACGUGAACAACGGCAUCAUCAGCUACUCCAUCCUCAGUGAGGAGCCCAAGAGCGUGCAGCAGAUGUUCACCAUCGAUCCAGAGAAGGGCGUCAUCAGCGUCAUCGGCACGGGGCUGGACCGGGAGACCACUCCCAACUACACGCUGAUCAUCCAGGCUGCGGACCAGGAGGGCAACGGCCUGACCAACACCGCCACUGCCAUCGUGGAAGUCACCGACGCCAACGACAACCCUCCCGUCUUCAACCCCACCAUGUACGAGGGGACGGUGAACGAGAACGAGGUGGGGGUGGUGGUGGCCCGGCUGCACGUGACGGACCAGGACAUGCAGGGCUCCCCUGCCUGGCAAGCCGUCUACCGCAUCAAAAGCGGGGACCAGGACGGCGACUUCAGCAUCACCACUGACCCCAAAAACAACGACGGCAUCCUGAAAACUGCCAAGGGCCUGGAUUACGAGACCAAGAGCCGGUACAACCUCCUGGUGACGGUGGAGAACGCUGUCCCCUUCACCGUGCCCCUGCCGCUCUCCACGGCCAGCGUCCUGGUGGUGGUUGGAGACGCGAACGAAGCCCCCGUCUUCGUGCCCCCGGUCAAGAGGGUGGAGGUGACAGAGGACCUGCCGCUGGGCCACCAGGUCACCUCCUACAUGGCCCAGGACCCAGACAAGGAUCAGAGGCAGAAAAUCCUGUACCGCAUGGGCAGCGACCCCGCGGGGUGGCUGGCCAUCGACCCCGAGAACGGCAUCGUGACGGUGGCCCAGCCGCUGGACCGGGAGUCGGUGCACGCCAUCAACAGCACCUACAAGGCCAUCGUCCUGGCUGUGGACAGUGGGUCGCCGGAUGCCACCGGCACGGGGACGUUGCUCCUCCACCUCCAGGAUGUCAACGACAACGGGCCCACGCCGGAGCCCCGGAUCUUCGAUAUCUGCAACCGGCAGCCCGAGGUGCAGACGCUGAACAUCGUCGACAAGGACCUGCCUCCCAACACCUACCCCUUCCAGGCGGAGCUGCAGCACGGCUCCGGUGCCAACUGGACUGUCAGGGUGACCAGACAAGACCUGCUGGUGCUGAGCCUGACGAAGGACCUGGAGCCUGGGGAGUACAACAUCUUCCUCAAGCUGACGGACGCGCAGGGCAAGGCGCAGGUGACGCCGGUCAAAGCCCAGGUGUGCGACUGCGAAGGGCCGGCUAAAAACUGCGAGCGGCGAGCGUUCAUCGCCAGCGGGCUGGGCGUCCCCGCCAUCCUGGGCAUCCUGGGGGGUAUCCUGGCGCUGCUGAUCCUGCUGCUGCUGCUGCUGCUCUUCGCCAGGAGGAGGAAGGUGGUGAAGGAGCCGCUGCUCCCGCCUGAGGACGACAUGCGGGACAACGUCUACCACUACGAUGAGGAAGGCGGCGGCGAGGAGGAUCAGGACUACGACCUGAGCCAGCUGCACCGGGGUCUGGACGCCCGCCCGGAGGUGAUCCGCAACGACGUGGCCCCCACCCUCCUGCCGGCCCCCCAGUACCGGCCCCGGCCCGCCAACCCCGACGAGAUCGGAAACUUCAUCGACGAGAACCUGAAGGCGGCCGACACGGACCCCACGGCCCCCCCUUACGACUCCCUGCUGGUGUUCGACUACGAGGGCAGCGGCUCGGAGGCCACCUCGCUCAGCUCCCUCAACUCCUCCGCCUCCGACCGCGACCAGGACUACGACUACCUCAACGACUGGGGCAGCCGCUUCAAGAAGCUGGCGGACCUCUACGGCGGGGGGGAGGAGGACGAUUAGGUCGUGUCCCCUCCCCGAUCCCCCAGCCCGGCUGGCAGCCGCCCGGCGCAGGCAGCUCACCUCAUUUCACCCCACUGGCCUCACGUCGGUCUUUGCAUGGGGGGGGGGGGGCCACUGAACCCCCCUCCAACACUCCCUCAACCUAGUGUCCAUGUCCCCCUCAUUCAGCACAGGGGAAGCUCGGGGUCACUGAGGCUGGGGGGGGGGGUGUGUUUUGGGGAUCUGGGUGUUCCCUGGCCCCCCUUGGCUCCAGGCAGGGCAUGGAGCUGUUCGGUCCGUUCCCCGUCCUGGAGCCCAGGCACUCCUGGCUUGCACGGGCCAGGAUCAGCUCCUCUCCCCCAGCAGAGAUGAGCCCCUGCCACCUCCCUCCCUUUGCUGUGGAGGAGAAAAAGGGUUUCUCUGGCGCUCUCCGAAAUACCUCGUGCUCCCAGCCCUGACACAACCGCCGCGCUUGCCUCGCCAACCCAGCGCCACAGAAGCCCCGGCACCGCACCUCUGACAGAGCCGGACGAGGUGAUCGAUAAAUGCAGACCAAAGAUGUGCCGUCACACACUAUACAUGAGGGAAUAAUAUUUGAUAAGAGUACAUGCAGGCAGAUUUCUAUUUUUUCCGUAUUCCAGAUUAUGAUAUGAUUUCCUUCUGUGUCAUGCCAGGUGUAAUUAUCGUGCAGCCAAUGAAAGGCGCCUUCAGAAAUCAAACGGCUUUACUGUAAUUUUGAACGCUGUGUUUAGCUGUCGUCGGGGUUUGUAUUUUUUAUCAUGGGGAAAAGGGUCUGAUGUGGACUGGGAAGACAGCAAUGGUCUCAUAUUGAUUGAUUGUAUGGUUUUUAUAUAAAAUGGAAAUAAUAAAUUGUUUUAAGAAAACCGAAA
This is a messenger RNA of Tyto alba (common barn owl), 3601 nucleotides long. RefSeq names its product cadherin-1. The transcript has 16 exons. Bases 87 to 2732 code for a protein of 881 amino acids. The record is from RefSeq and is a predicted model, not a curated record. Gene Ontology annotation, biological process: cell morphogenesis; adherens junction organization; calcium-dependent cell-cell adhesion. Gene Ontology annotation, cellular component: catenin complex; plasma membrane; adherens junction. Gene Ontology annotation, molecular function: calcium ion binding; cadherin binding. NCBI's taxonomy places the organism in Eukaryota, Metazoa, Chordata, Aves, Strigiformes, Tytonidae.